Hibiscus syriacus is the source of this 801-nucleotide messenger RNA. RefSeq lists its product as uncharacterized. Gene Ontology annotation, molecular function: protein binding. NCBI's taxonomy places the organism in Eukaryota, Viridiplantae, Streptophyta, Magnoliopsida, Malvales, Malvaceae. Gene Ontology annotation, cellular component: cytoplasm; nucleus. The transcript is spliced from 2 exons. The record is from RefSeq and is a predicted model, not a curated record. The coding region runs from base 7 to 732 and encodes 241 amino acids.
UUGUCAAUGGAGGAUUGGGUGGUGGAAAACCUCUGCAAUGGCAACAGAGAAUCGCAGAUUGAAGCGGCGACUCAACUCAGUAAACUGAGUAGCAAACAAAGGCAUAGAUUGGCUGAAACCGGGAUCAUUCCACCCUUGAUUUCAAUGCUCCAAUCCCAGGAUUUUGAAGCCAUCGAAGCUUCUUUGUUAUCCCUUCUUGGCCUUGCAUUUGGCAGUGAAAGGUCUGUCUGUCUGUCACUCCGACUCCAUUUUUCUUUUGAAUUUUAUAAAGAAGAGAAAUCCUCGGACUUGACGGAAAAGGCGAUUUCAUUACUCAAGAGCAUCGUCUUUUCAUCGGAGGACGCGGUUUCUGAGACAACCACGAUUGCCGGUGCAAUACGGAUUAUAGUCGAGGCGAUGGAAGAUGGUUCACCGCAGUGCAAAGAACAUGCCGUUGGGAUCCUUCUUCAUAUAUGCCAAAGCUGUAGGGAUAAAUACAGAGGGUUGAUAUUAAUGGAGGGUGUAAUGCCUGGACUGCUUCAACUCAGUGUUGAUGGAACUUGGGGAGCCAAGAACAUGGCUAGGGAUCUGUUGUUUCUUCUCCGGGAUUGCACGGAUUAUGCUUCAACAAGUAAACAGUCGAGACACGAACUGAUGGAGCAGAUUAUGCAGGCAAUCGAUGCCGAUGGAGAGAAGGUUGAUGGAACUACACUGAGAUUGGUUCAAGAGAUGAUAAACAAGCUUAAUAUAUAAAUCUUUGUAGGCAUUAUUUAUUUUGUUUUAGGAUGCUUGCAGUUUAGCCUUUAGAAUUAUAGGAUUACU